AUGAUUCCAAGAUCCAAAACUCAUAGAAUCUCUGAAAAGCAUAAUCCCGCUCCUCGACAGUAUCGUCCCCCACAUUCUCCUUCGCAUCUUCCCAGUCAAUCAAACACAGCUUCCAACUAUCCAUCUUCUCAACCUCGACAACCACCGCCACCAAGAAAUCAUGGUCCGGUCAAACGUGCAAUUUCUGAUCACCCACCCACACAUAAACCAACACCAACACACAAAACGACUCAACAAGGUGACCCUUCAAUGACCAAGCGCUCAGCAAGGGACCAGCCUAAGAACGACAUUUCUGACAACGAAGUAGCUGAGCUGAUAGCCAAAGCCAAAGCGCGGGCAGCGCAGGAAAAGCUAGCAGAGGAACGUGCGACAAAAAUCAGGGCCAACGUCGAGAAGCAAAGAGUAGCCGAUGUUAUAGCCGAACAGAAGCAAGAGGACUUGGAGAGAAAAGCUCAAGAGGUGAGAGUACCUAAACCCUCAGUCAAACCAUCAAAUCUCGACAAAGAUCCUAAGCAACGAGCAGCGAUUCCUCGACGCCCAGCAGACACCGCUCCUCCCCUGGAUGACGACGAGGUCGACCAAAUGAUAGCCAAAGCCAAAGCUCGCCGACUCGCCGAAGAAUCCUCCUUAGGCGCGACAAACCCGGCUUCACCACCUCCUUCAACACCCAGGUCUUCUCCACCACGCUCUUCCCCGCCAAAGCCAAAGUCAAGGGCACCGUCAAUUGGCCCCUACGAGGAGAAUACAUUCGACCCCGAAGCAGCUCACCAAGCCCGUCUAGCUCGUCUCCGCGCAGCCAAAGAACGCGCAAAUGCAACGCCUAGCCCCGAGCCGCUGAUGGAGAAGGAGCCGGAGAAGAAACGACAUCCACUCAGAUACAAAUCUCCUCCCCCGGAUAACGGACAGGGCGGAAGAGGAAGACGAUGA
Glarea lozoyensis ATCC 20868 is the source of this 927-nucleotide messenger RNA. RefSeq lists its product as uncharacterized. The transcript has a single exon. Lineage: Eukaryota; Fungi; Ascomycota; Leotiomycetes; Helotiales; Helotiaceae. The coding region runs from base 1 to 927 and encodes 308 amino acids. The record is from RefSeq and is a predicted model, not a curated record.